CUUCCUGUCACAGUGUCAGUGUGUUCAGAACUGCUCUACCUAUGGUUUAGUUUCAGAAAUCAUAAAAAUAUUUUAACAUUAAAGUAACAUCUGAAAUUAGUUAUUGUCUGAAUUACUGAAAUAGUGAUUAACAAGUUAGACCUCGUCAUUAUGCCAGGCUCCAACGGUGGUGCUGUUAUCGUAAACAAGAAGGUUGAUUCUCCAUCCAAGAAUGGGGUUCAGAAGAAGGACCCCUAUGCUGAUCCUAAGAACACCAAGCUUGGUAAACGCCUGGCGUACCUCCUGCGAUAUGGAGCAGUGAAAGAGGGGCUGGCAGUCAGCACUAGAGGUUAUAUAAAGCUGAGUGACGUCAUGUCAGUGCCUCUGUUCUCCUGGUACAGCGAGGAGACUCUCAUCGAGGAAAUUGGCAAGGCGGUCUCGGAACGAGGCCACAAGCAGUAUGAGCUGAAGACUGAGAAAGGAGAGGUCUACGUCAGGUCCAUCUUCAGUCAGCGCUUUGAACGGUUGCCAUACCAUGAAGGCACCAAGGUGGUGCGACUGCUGGAGAUGUGCGUGCAGCAAGUGACUGCCAACAUCUCCGACUACAGCCUGGAAGGAUUUGAUGACUACAUCGUUACUGACAUUGUGAGGCGACUGAAGCGCUCCAAGAGGCUCAACAACACAACCCUUGCCAGCGUCCUGAACCCAGAUCUGGGGACGCUAGACCUGAGUGAUGCCUACCUGACCAUAGGCUCCCUCAAGAUGAUCAUGACCGACAGCCCUAACCUCAGAGUGCUAAAUCUCAAGUUCUGCGGGUAUCUCAUCAAUGACGAGCUGCUGAAGAGAUUGAUGAAGAAUCUUCCCCUCCUGAUCGACCUGAAUGUCUGCCAGUGCACCCACCUGACCAGCCUGACCCUGCGCAAUGUGGCCAAGCUCCUGCCGGGCAUCCACACCCUGAACGUGUCCCGCAUCCUGAACUUCAAGGAGGCGGACAUCAUCAAGUGUCUGGAGAGCUGCCUGGAGCUGAGGCACAUGGACAUCUACCAGUGCGAGCUGCCCUUCACAGACGGCUUCUGUGCCAAGCUGGCCGAGAUCUGCCAGGCUAGGCCUAAACUGAAGAUACUCGAGAAGUAGCCCAUCGACGGUGUUAUGGUUGAAUCCAUCACAAGUCUGGUUACAAGUAACAGGGGGUUGAGCAAUAACAAAGGAACGCUUUUGUCACGGUUCACUGGAAUAGCUCGUGGCUUGAAUUCGGACUGGAUGACUUGUGAGGACGUGUGAGGACGUGUGAGGACGUGUGAGGACUGUGGACUCGACUACAACACUGUCGAUCAACUCUACAGUCCAAAAUCAGACAAGGAUGGUCAUCCAGACUUAUUACACUGCAAGGAGUGUGGAGUAUCGUGGCCUCGUGGUCUGGAGCAUUGAACUUGGGGUCUGCGGGUAAUUCUACUGGGUGUGGGUUCGAGUCCAGCCUGGGGUCAUGGUGCGUGUGCCCUUGGGCAAGGCACUUUGUCACUCAUUGCUUCUCUCCACCCAGGAGUAAAUGGGUACCUGUGAGGGCAGAGAUGGUUAUUGCGAUUGAGUAUAUAGCUGCUUUGCGCCCCAAAAGGCAGCAUCAAGCCGUAUACUCCCCAGAGAGCUGAGAUGGUAUUUGGAAUGUUUCAUUGGCCCUUAAUUGGCCAGGGGUUAUAAUGAUGUAGCACCUUGAGCACCAAUAAUGGUGGAUACGUGCGCUUUAUUUAUACACUUAAUUGGGGGGGGG
This is a messenger RNA of Patiria miniata (bat star), 1744 nucleotides long. RefSeq lists its product as uncharacterized. NCBI's taxonomy places the organism in Eukaryota, Metazoa, Echinodermata, Asteroidea, Valvatida, Asterinidae. Bases 151 to 1113 code for a protein of 320 amino acids. The transcript has 6 exons. The record is from RefSeq and is a predicted model, not a curated record. Gene Ontology annotation, molecular function: transferase activity.